Messenger RNA from Phycomyces blakesleeanus NRRL 1555(-), 693 nucleotides. RefSeq lists its product as hypothetical. NCBI's taxonomy places the organism in Eukaryota, Fungi, Mucoromycota, Mucoromycetes, Mucorales, Phycomycetaceae. The record is from RefSeq and is a predicted model, not a curated record. The coding region runs from base 1 to 693 and encodes 230 amino acids. The transcript is spliced from 5 exons. Gene Ontology annotation, molecular function: phosphatase activity.
AUGCCUCACAUCACACACUGUAUAUUUGAUAUGGACGGUCUUUUGCUAGACACUGAACGUGUCUAUAGUGAAGUAACCCAGAUUGUACUUGACAAAUAUGCUAAUGGUGCACGCUUCACAUGGGAUGUUAAGAGUACAUUGAUGGGGAGAACUAGCCUUGAGUCUGCAGCCAUGGUCAUCAAGGCUUACACUCUACCAAUGUCUGUCCAUGAGUACCUCACAAUCAUCUCUCAGCUUCAGGAAUCUUUGUUCCCACUUGUUAAGCCCUUGCCUGGUGUCGAGCGCUUGAUUAGGCACCUUCAUGCAAAGGGAGUCCCAAUCGCUGUCGCUACUUCUUCUACAAGAGAGAAAUAUGAAUUGAAGACAUCUUUGCAUAAAGAGCUUUUCGAAUUAUUUGACCACAUUGUGUGUGGAGAUGACAAGGGCAUUGUAAAUGGAAAACCUUCUCCAGAGUUAUUUCUGGUAGCACAACAACGCCUUGGAAACCCACCAGCAGAGAACUGCUUAGUCUUUGAAGAUGCAGUGAAUGGUGUUGAGGCCGCUCUCAAUGCAAAGAUGCACGUUGUAUGGAUCCCUGACGCUAACAUCUUAGCAUUGGGUAAAGACAACGAAACCCAUGGGGCAACAGUUGUAUUGGAUUCCAUGGAGAAAUUUGUACCAGAGCAAUUUGGUCUUCCUCCCUACACAGAGUAA